UAUUCAUUAUUUGUAUACUAUAAUAUAUUAAUUUAAUAUAUAAAAUAUAAAAUGAAAAUAAUUUAAUACAUAUACAUAUAUAUAUAUAUAUAUAUAUAUAUAUCUUAACUAGCUAUACAUAUGCAAAUAGUUAUUCAUCUUUUUUCAUAUUAUAAAAUUACGUAUUAAAUUUAUAUAACCUAUAACUCUUUUUGAAUUUUACACUAAGUCAAAAAUGGAAACUAUUUUACAAAAAAAAAUAAUAGAAGCGACUCAUUGCGUUGAGAAACAAUUAGAUGCUGAGAUAGAAAAGUUAGAUAAUUUGGAUAUUAGCGAUUUUGAAAAAUUGCGUGAACAACGUUUUAAGAAAUUAAAAUUACUUCAACAACAAAAACAAAAUUGGCUAUCAUUGGGUCAUGGGGAAUAUUCAGAAUUAUAUGAUGAAAAAGAAUUUUUUGAAAUAUCAAAAAAAUCGGAAAACAUUGUCUGUUUAUUUUAUAAAGAUGAUUCACCAAGAUGCAAAAUAGUAGAUUAUCACUUUAAAAUUCUUGCAAAGAAACACAUAGAAGCAAAGUUUUGUAAGUUGAAUGUAAUGCAAUGUCCAUUUUUAACUGAACGCUUAAGGAUCAAAAUUAUUCCUACUAUUGCUCUUAUUGUUAAUGGUAAAACUAAAGAUUAUAUUGUGGGAUUUACUGAUUUAGGAAAUCGUGAUGAUUUUUCAACUGAAAUAUUAGAAUAUAGAAUUUCACUUUCUGGUGCAAUUACUUUUGAAGAGAACAUUUCUUCAGAAGAUAAUAAAAAAUCAUGGUUGUCUCAUAUUUCAAAACCUAAAACUAUUAAAGGACCUAAUGAUUCAAAUUCUGACGAUUCAGAUGAAAAUUAAAAAUUCACAACAAUUUAUAUAAUUUAAAUUCUUAAAAAUUUAUUCUUUAUUAUUUAUAAAUUUUUGUUUAUAUAAAAAUUGUUAAUGGAAUAAGAAUUUGCAGUGAUUAAAUAAAUAAAGAUAAUUUUAAUAUA
Molecule: messenger RNA, 996 nt
Organism: Apis dorsata (giant honeybee)
Lineage: Eukaryota; Metazoa; Arthropoda; Insecta; Hymenoptera; Apidae
Product: thioredoxin domain-containing protein 9
Exons: 3
Coding region: 215-862 (215 amino acids)
Biological process (GO): microtubule cytoskeleton organization
Cellular component (GO): cytoplasm
Source: RefSeq, a predicted model, not a curated record